Molecule: messenger RNA, 4093 nt
Organism: Melampsora larici-populina 98AG31
Lineage: Eukaryota; Fungi; Basidiomycota; Pucciniomycetes; Pucciniales; Melampsoraceae
Exons: 16
Coding region: 1-3759 (1252 amino acids)
Biological process (GO): transcription-dependent tethering of RNA polymerase II gene DNA at nuclear periphery; protein import into nucleus; RNA export from nucleus
Cellular component (GO): nuclear pore inner ring; nuclear pore
Molecular function (GO): structural constituent of nuclear pore
Source: RefSeq, a predicted model, not a curated record
AUGCAGUUUCUGAAAAUUUUUGAACAAUUGGAUCAAAUCAUCUCAGCAAUCACUUUAGCUAAACCUAGACCAGGUCUCUUUGUAGCCGACAUUCAACACAUUCUAGUGAUUGCUACCCCUUUGGUUGUUACUAUCGUUGGACUUUCACUUAAACCCUCAGCACCUUCUAAACCCGCAGAGCUCUCACUUUACCUAACCGGCUUGUCAAUCCCUACGGAUGGAAUCCUCUUCACCUCAAUUCAUGCUCAUGAAGCUACUGGCAGAAUCUUUCUCUUAGGAUCAUCUGAUUCACAAACUGGUGCUACUCAGGGAAACGAUCUGUGUGAAUUCGAAUAUAGAUCUGAAGAAGGUUGGUUCAAGAAACGGUGUAAUCUCUUAAAUCAUAGUCGAGGUGGUGGUAGUAAUACUCUAAGCAACUUGCUACCAAGUUGGUUGAGUCCGAUCACCACGGGUAAUAUUACAUUGCUUUCCAUCGAUCAAGAGCGACAUUUAAUCUAUGGCUUCACCAAAUCCGGUUCCAUCAAAAUGUAUAGUCUGGGUUCAACUGGCCAAGAUCCUCCAAACGAGCUUGCUUCUGUUAGCAACGUUGUUAGAGAAGCUCUUGGAAUGUGUCCAUCCGCUGGUCCCUUACUUGAUCCACGUACAUUCGAAGUCAACGGUUUACAUACCAUCAAGAAAAGAGAAGGUGGUAAAGUAGCACUUGUGCUCACUACUACCAUGGGAGUUCGUCUUUAUUUCUCACACGCAAGAAAGGGAUAUGGUUAUGGUUAUAUUGGUCUUACCGGUACUACCAACAAUUCGACUUCUAACUCGAUGCAUGAUGAAGAUUGGAAUCCGGCCUCACUUUGGCUUUGUCAUGUUCGACUUCCACCUCGCCAGUCAAAUUCUUCACAACAAAACAACCAUAACCCACUUACGAGUCUUUCACUUAAUUCAGUUUAUCAACCACCUCGACAGGAUGAUUCAUUGGCAGGAUCAGGCGAAUCGGAGAUGAUUCCCAUCCCUUCUCCCUUAAGUCUAACUCAUACAAGUUAUGCUUCACCUCAAGGCUUCUUUAUUUCCUCGCAUACUGUCGAUUCAGAGCAUGAUCUGAUCAUCGUCACUGCUCCUGAUUUAAGUCAACAAUUGAAUCAUCACAACUUUAUGGGUACCGCCAACCCGUCAGCCGCACCAGGACUUCAGAAUAAUGCUGCACAACCACCACCGACAAUGUCAGAGAUUGCAUCUCCAAUCCAUAUCGAGGGACAUGCUUGGGCCAUCGCUCAAUCAUCUCCUUCUUCCGCUUUUAUGGAUUCAGAUCCAUUCACAGGAUCUCCCCAAGAGUGGCUCAUCCUCUCCAAUAUGGGCAUCAAUGUACUUUCAAAUCAAAGACCGGUUGAUACGCUUGCUGGUUUAUUAAACAGUAUGCCUGGUAGAGAUCAUGAUCUUGCUCUCUUUUGGGAAAGGUUCGGUCGAGAUCAAACUUGUGCAAUGUGCAUCUGUAUCAUUGUGACAGUUCAAGAUUCGAUGCAAUCUAAUGCUCCAUCUUCAAUACAUUGGGGAUCAGAAGCCGGUUUGAAUGCCAAAAAGUUAUUCUUUGAAUCUUCUGGUCGACCUGAAAUUCUAUCAAACUGUAAUCAGUCUCUUCUUUUUCGUGUUGUGGACGUAUGGAUUUCUGACCAUGUUAACGAGAAUAUAGAUACUCCAGGCGGUAUGAGUAGUAGUGGAGCCGAUGAUAGAAAAGCUGCUGCUGGAGGUAGCAAUGGACUCUUAGCUUCGAAUUUGAAUGAAGCCACUUUGAUGAAGGUUCAAAGGGAAUUGAACGGUUUGCGAAACUUUAUGGACAAGUCGGUUUCACUACUUUUCUUUGACUAUCCAAAAACGUCGAGGAAACUGAUUGAAUCGGUCUUGUUGACGUCAUUGCCAGAUAUGAGAACUACUGGAAGGACAGACGUGAUCAAAGGUGUUUAUGAGCUCGAACAAAACUCAAUGAACAGCAUGCGAACACUCUUGACUCAAUCAAUUGAAGCCAUCUCAUUCAUCUUAUUAUUGAUUGAUCACAAACUCACUGAUAUCAUUUCUUCAGAGAGUUUUCAUAGAUGUCCGGAAGAGACACGAAAGAUGAUGGGUGAGAUUGAUUAUCGAGAGUUGAUUGCGGGUCAAAACGGUCGAGAAUGUACAAGAUCGAUGGUGAAGAGUUUGAUUAAUCAACAAAUGGUGGGGAAAAGUGUGGAUGGGAUCAGUGAGAUCUUGAAACUUAGAUGUGGUACCUUUUGUAGUUCAGAUGAUGUCUUGUUAUACAAGGCUAUUGAAGCUUUGAAUCGAGUCAAAGAAUGUCAAAAUCCGGAUGAUCGACGAAACUUUGCAACUGACGCUCUCAUAUUAUUCAAAAAGGGUGCUAAACAUAUGACCAUAGAAGUACUAGAAAAUGCAUGUGAAGAGUUUUUGAAAACCGGAUUCCUAGAUGGAAUUGUUGAAUUAUGUUUAAGUUGUGCAAAGGUUUGGGAUCCAUUACAUGAAGGAGUUGAGUAUUGGAGAAAUGGGAAGAUGGGAAGAAGAGGAAAAGACGUUUUUGAAGGAUUAGAAAGAUGUUAUACAAUUCUUGUGGAGAGUCUUGAUAGUUUUGGUAUGGAUGGAAGUCUCAAUGGUGAUGAAGUUAGAAUUAUGAAAGAUCAUGCGAUUCGGGUUGGGUUAUCUAGUGAUGAUGAACUGUUUCAUUAUCAUUACUACGACUGGUUGCUGGCGAGAGAUCGAACCAUCGAAUUACUCGAGACUCGGAGUGAAUACUUGGAAAGUUAUUUGAAAGCUGUUCCUACAACACUUUUAAAGGCGGAUCUGUUGUGGCAAUAUUAUGCUAGGCAAGACCGAUUCCUGGAUGCAGCAAGGAUCUUAGCCAACCUUGCGAGUGAUGAUGGAUUACCUUUACCGCUCUCAAGACGAAUAGAAUAUUUGUCAUUAGCCAUUAACAAUGCGAAAUCGUCUACACAUUUGAAUGGAGAAGGGUUCGAAUUUGUCAUAGAGAUUGAAGAAAAACUAGAAGUAGGACAAGUUCAGGUUGAAGUCUUACAGAAUAUAAUUGAUUCUGAAGAAGAAGAAGAACGUGAGGAAGGUGUGAGACAGAUCUUAGAUCAAUUACAACGUCGAUUAUAUACUAUCAGUGAGCUUUACAGGGAUGUUGUCGAACCUUUAGGAUUGUUAGAUGCUACACUAAUGAUCUUUCAUGUCUCUGAUCAUCGGGAUGAGGUUUUGACGGAGACUGUGUGGCGAGCGAUCAUCGAGAGGGCUCAUAAUGGUCGUCCAGCUGGUAAAGUACGCGGACCAGAAGCUGUGGCCAGCAAAGUGACCGAGUUAGGACGAAAGUUUUAUCCUUCUGAUAUUGCUUUUAACCUACCGAUGGUGGUGGGUUUAGUAGAAAAAUACGCAUUUGAACAAGGAGGUCGAAGAAGAUGGGUUGGACAGAUGCUCCGAUUGGCAGGAGUACCUUGGCAAUCGAUCUGGGAGUCAAUGGAUGAGCUAUUCACAACCAAGGUUCCUCCUUGGCAUGUGAAUGGUACAUUGGCUUUCUUGGCUUACGAGCUUGCAGGAGUUCUUGAAGCUUGGUUAGAAGAACUUCAUUCGGAGAGUCAACUUCAUUUAGGAAACUUCCCGGCUGCAAGAGUAGUGGAUGUGAUUGAUCGAUAUGUGGCUAUGUUGAGUAGUAUUCAUGUGGAAGAUGUUGCGUAUGGAGAAACGGCUAGAAAACUUGAAGUGAUGAAGAUUAGGAUUAGGGAAACGUUUUGAUGGGAAUUGAAUCAUGAAUUGAAAGUCGAAGGAAUUGAGAAAGUUGUUAGAUUGAUCUUAUAGAUGAUUGGUUUUGAUUUGAAGCAAUGCUAAUAAAAUCCUUCAAAAUGGGAUCUUCAUUCCAUUAAUGUCGAGUUCUUUUUCUCUUUGGAUAUUCAAGCUUAUUUCAAUCUCUUUUACACACUCUAGAUUGGAGCUUUGUUACAAAAGAAUGAUUGUACAAAUCUUUGGAUCAAAUUAAUUCCUGUAAUACCCAAAUCAGUCAACUACCACCCAACAUUUUUUUUCAUAGUCUGGAAAAUUGAAAGUCUAGUAACAAGUUUCUUCAAUUCUG